This is a messenger RNA of Mya arenaria, 6512 nucleotides long. Its product is annotated as DDB1- and CUL4-associated factor 12-like. Lineage: Eukaryota; Metazoa; Mollusca; Bivalvia; Myida; Myidae. The transcript has 9 exons. Gene Ontology annotation, cellular component: Cul4-RING E3 ubiquitin ligase complex. Gene Ontology annotation, molecular function: protein binding. The coding region runs from base 129 to 1376 and encodes 415 amino acids. The record is from RefSeq and is a predicted model, not a curated record.
UUUUGUUCGAUUUAUCAAAACAAAUCGCAAUAUAUUUACUGAUUUUUGACCUGACUUCUGCAGUUUUGCAAGAAGAUUUUGAGUUCUAUUAAACAAUGAAUAUAACGUAGAACUUCAUCAGAAUUGAAAUGGCUUUCCAUCGUCCAUCUGUAAAAGGAUGCAGUGGAUCGAUACCCAGGCCUGUGAACAUUUCACAAGAAAUAUUCAGAUACACACAAACACGACAGCUAGGCCAGUCAAGGUUUAGUCAUAUUGGUGCUCAGAACAUUGUGGACGACUAUGUGGCCCAGCUUAUGCCACUGCUGUUUAAGGAAAGGGAGUACCAAGUCGGCAAUAUUAACAAAAUCUUCUCAGCCCAGUGGUUGAACAGUAAACAAGUUGUCUAUGGAACAAAAUGCAACAAGCUUGAAGUAAUGGACCUCAACUCGGGAAACAUUGACCACAUCCCGUCACUAAAGAGUAGCAACAAGAGUCAGCCGGCUGGUUGUCCCUGUGGCAUCCACAGUGUGGCUAUCAACCCCUCACGUACACUGCUGGCUACGGGGGCAGAGAACACUAAUGAUCUAGCUGUGUACAAGCUGCCAACGUUUGAUCCUGUCUGUGUGGGAGAGAGGGCUCACGGAGACUGGAUAUUUGAUAUUUGCUGGUUGGAUGAUGAAUUCCUAGUCACUGGUUCCCGGGAUAGUUACCUGGGUCUAUGGAGGAUAGAUGGGGUCGAGGACACUGAAGUCUCACCACUAUCAAGCCUGCAGGUCCCAGAAUACAGUUUCCAGGCCCCUCUCAUAGUCAAGGAGUGUAAUGAUGCCAAGAAGGUCCGGGCGCUCGCCUAUCAUGAAGACAGAAAGGAACUAGCUGUGCUGUCUUUAAAUGCCAUGUUUCAUUUAUGGGACUUAGAAACGUUUAAAUCUAUAAGCCAUCGUAAGUUGCCGAACAGUAAGGAGAAUGUAUGUAUGUGUGUAGCGAAGGAGAAGCCGUUAUACGCUAUAGGAUCCCAGUCACAUGUGUAUCUUGUGGAUCCGCGCUCAAAAAAGACCCUCUCAAUUAUCUCAAAGUUCCGAGGGGCAGGCAUAAGAUCAGUGAGUUUCCGGAAGGACAUAAUAACCAUAGGCACAGGGACAGGACACAUCCUGUUUUAUGACCUUCGAGCUGAGAAAUACCUAGAAAGUGGAUGUGGUCACAUGUGCUCUCUUGUUCUGGGCAAGGGAUGGCUUCUUCGAGAUGAAAACUACUAUGGAUUCUUUAUGCACCAGUUUAACCAUGAUAUCCCUAAUGCUAUAUACACCCACCAGUAUGAUGAUACGGGCACGAGAAUGUUUGUGGCUGGGGGCCCGUUACCCGCUGGACUCUGGGGAAACUAUGCAGGGCUGUGGUCCUAGGAAUAAAUUGGGUCAAGUGCUGUAAAAACAAUUGAUUUUGUCAUGUUUUAUGUUCAUGUAAAGUACAUGCUAAUUAUAUGGAUAUUGAAAAACAUUGGGCGGAUAGUUGACGAUUUUUGUGGGCUUAAAUAGACACUUUUGUCCACUUAAAUGAACUGUGUAUAAUUUCACUUUGGUCAGAAAACCAUGUUUUUACAUGAUCAUAAAGGUUGGAAAAAGACUACCAUAGAAAUUGAAUGUUUACAGUAUCUUGCAUAUUAUAGUCCCGAUAUUCAUAAGGGUAAAUUUUAAGGGCAUUUCAAUGAUGACUGUAAAUUGUCUUCUUGAUGGCUGUAAUUUCGAAAAGUGAAUAUAUUUAAAGGGUGAUUUUAAAGUGAAUAUACUGUGUUCAUCUUAGAGUUAUAAUGGUGUACAAGAUAUGGACUUGUGGAUACCUUAGUUGAUAGUGGAUUCAUCAUUUGGCCCAGUUUAGCAAGUUGCACCAUAAAUGGAUCAGUUGUUGGGCAUAGUUGAAAGUAUCUAGUUGUAUAUUUGUGCAGUAAAAAGGGACUCUUUAUUUGACUGUAUAUUUGUGCAGUUAAAGGGACUCUUUAUUUGACUGUAUAUUUGUGCAGUUAAAGGGACUCUUUAUUUGACUGUAUAUUUGUGCAGUUAAAGGGACUCUUUAUUUGACUGUAUAUUUGUGCAGUUAAAGGGACUCUUUAUUUGACUGUAUAUUUGUGCAGUUAAAGGGACUCUUUAUUUGACUGUAUAUUUGUGCAGUUAAAGGGACUCUUUAUUUGACUGUAUAUUUGUGCAGUUAAAGGGACUCUUUAUUUGACUGUAUAUUUGUGCUGUUAAAGGGACUCUUUAUUUGACUGUAUAUUUGUGCAGUUAAAGGGACUCUUUAUUUGACUGUAUAUUUGUGCAGUUAAAGGGACUCUUUAUUUGACUGUAUAUUUGUGCAGUUAAAGGGACUCUUUAUUUGACUGUAUAUUUGUGCUGUUAAAGGGACUCUUUAUUUGACUGUAUAUUUGUGCAGUUAAAGGGACUGAUUUUAUGUAUUAUAGGGUCAGACAUCGGAAAGGGUUAGCAAUGCCAUUAAAAAUUGAUGACUAUAGGCUUGGAUUUGUUCAAAUGAGUAUGUGCCAUUUGUCUAUUGGUGUCUGAUCAUGAAAGUAAGUAAACUAAAUUUAAAACAAAACCAUAAAAUCUGCGAACAAGUCCCUUUCAAACUGGCACAUGUUCUUGUCUUUCAUUAUUGAAUUUUAGUGAUCACAUGUUAAAACUGAAAUUGUGAUACAUGUAUAUAGUAUUGAGAAAGCAUUUUAGCACAUACAUUUGUCUAACCUCUUUGAUUGGUGUAGUUGAACAUGCAAUUUAUCUUGCACAGAUUUUUAAAUUGUGCACUGACCGUGCUAUAUUUUUAUUGGAUGGGAAAAUAUCUAUCAUUCUGUGUUACUCAUUUUACAGUUCUAUACAGGUCUGUAACAUUUUACAGUUCUAUACAUUUCUGUAACAAUUUACAGUUCUAAACAGUUCUGUAACAUUUUACAGUUCUAUACGGUUCUGUAACAUUUUACAGUUCUAAACGGUUCUGUAACAUUUUACAGUUCUAAACGGUUCUGUAACAUUUUACAGUUCUAUAUGGUUCUGUAGCAUUUUACAGUUCUAUACAGUUCUGUAACAUUUUACAGUUCUAUACAGUUCUGUAACAUUUUACAUUUCAAUACAUUUCUGUAACAUUUAACAGUUCUAUACAGUUCAGUAACAUUUUACAGUUCAAUACAGUUCUGAAACCUUUUUAAGAAGCAAUUAUUUCAGUAUGUUUGAGAAACACUUUCAUUUUUUCAAUAUUUUAAUCAACUCUCCACAAUGAACUUAAUUAUUUAGCAUGUAUUUGUUGUUGUUGAAAAACUUGAGCUAUAAUGUAUUCAUAUCCUUGAUGUCAGCAGUUUUGGCAUUUUGUCCAAACUUAAAUACUGGCUUUGUUGCAAAACCAGAAGUGUUAACUUGAAACAGUGAGUACACAUGCUUACAUUGACAAUGGGUUGCAACUCUGAUGGCUCUUGUUUAAUUAUUUUUGAGUUAUAUCCCUGGAACAGCUGUGAAUAAGAAGACAUGAGCACUGACAUUCACUGUGCUGUGCUCUUUGCAAAACUGGAAUAAGGUUUUAGAAAUAUUCUAAUGAAAACUUGUGGGGUGAUUUUAUAGAAUUCUAUCAUUUCUUUCUUUGUUAUGACUAAGUCAAUAAUGUCAUGUAGUAUUUCAUCAUUUAUUUGUUAAACAGUACCAUUUUAUGACCAUGUACAUGUAUAGUAAAUUUGUUAUGUAUAUAUUUUGAAGUGUUAGUAUUUGUUAUUGGUAGUAUUUCAGCUACCUGUGACUAUCAGCAAGCAUCAAUGAACAUUUUUUAAUGAAAUUUGAUACUAUAUAUGGCUAUUCUUUAUUAAAUGUCUCAACAUUAUGAUAAUAGUUUUCUAGAGGUAUAGGUGUCUACCUCACACCUCAGUGAUUGUGUGUUCCAUACCCCCCAGUGCGAGAGUGAUUUAGUAGUAUAAUGUCAACCUCUUAAACCAGAGGUCAUGAGCCCCACCAGUGCGAGAGUGGUCUAGUGGUGUAGGUAACUGCCUCUCAGCCCAGAGCUCAUGCGUUCAACCUGCACCUGUUUAAAAGCUAGUGAUAUAGGUGUCUGCCUGUCACCUCAGAGAUCGUGUGUUUGAUCCACACCAGGUCGACAGUGGUCUUGUGGUAAAGGUGUCCGCAUCUUACCUGGAGGUUAUAUGCUCCAUCCCGGCUAGAGGAACAUUCUCUUGGUUUCUCAAGGACACAGUACUUGUUUCUGUCUAGGAAACAGACUCAAACAUGAUUCAUAUAAGUUCUCAGCUGCCGUCACAAUCAACCUCAUGUAAUAAAAUAAGUAUUCACUAACUAAUCGGUUAAUCUGAGUUUAAGUCCUUCGCAUUCUUGUACACCAGCGCGAUAAUACUAUGCAUACGACAGAUCUAUUAUUUUUAAAACUCUGAUGAAUGAGAAUGGUCAUUCGAAGACCAGUUUGUAUUUUCUGUUUUAAUUAAUCAUAAAUAAAUUGUACAAAUAUGCCAUUUUGAACUGUAUAGAUAACAUUAAGUACUGUUUAAUGAUACAAAAAUGUCUUGACUAAAGUUCCAAUGGAAUUUGUGUUAGUUUAGUUUUGAGUUUGGUAUAAACCUUUGUGCAAUGGACUACCUUGCAGUUUUUGUAGCCUACAUAGCAUGGCAGACACAGGCAUUGCUUUGUCCGGUGGCGUGGUCAGAAGAUGACCCCCUUUUAAUUUUGCUGUCAGUAGGUGAAAGGGCAUGGUUAUGGUGAUAUUUAUAGAAAAAUGAUUAUCACUUUUGCUUCUGAUCAAUAACUUUUGAACGAUUUGGUUAAGGCCUUUCAAACUCGGCAUAAACAUUGGUCAGGUCAGUAGAUGACCACUACUGCAUGAUUUGGGGGACAAUAUAUCAAAGCUGGAGGUCAUGAUCACCUGUAUUAGAAAAAUUAUUGGUGCUCCGAACAAGUGAUACAUCAGAAUCGACACAUCAGAAUCGACACAUCAUAAUCAACACAUCAUAAUCAACACGUCAAAAUCACGGAAUUAUAGAUAUAUAUCAGGUCUAAAUUGAUUUUAUAUUCAGCAUAUCAUCUGCAAAACCCACCAAAAGAACAGUUUUCAAAAGUGCAACUAUAACAAAAAAAGAAAAGAAAUCUUCAAAAAUUAGAUAAGAAUCAAAUGAUUUAUGAAGCUUAUUAAACUAAUAUUAUUGUUGUUAAUUAUUGAGGCUUUGUGGAACCAUUGGUAUUUAAUGAUGAUAUUUCAAGCCAUGUUAUGGGCAUUAUCUGUUUAUUUUAUGAUUAUUUUUGAGUUAUGUGUAUGGCAAUUUCCAAUUCAUUUCUCAACUAGCUAGAUACAUCGUAGAUUAAACAAAAACAAGGGCUGUAAAAGGUAGCAAUCUUGUUUAAAUGUUAUUCUUCUCUUCCGUUCAGCUUGCUUUUUUUUUUAAACUUCUUAGAAGUGGUAAAUUGAAUUAUCAAUGUAAUAAACAUCCAGGCUGUAAGCUUCAUUAUAUAAAUUACAAUAGACUGUUGUUAUGUUACUCUUCCAUGCAGAUAAUUGUGAGCUUUUUGCCCAAUUAUGGAAAUCAUUACUGUUUAUUGUCUGUAUGUUCAGGUCAACCUAAACAAUAAAACAGUUUGUAAGUACUAAAAUGUAUGGGUUAAUACAAAUAUAGCCAACUCCCUCUCCAUAAAAAAGAAAUAUCAUUUUAUUGGCAGCCAUCCGGUCAGUUGUUAAGUUUUCCAUGAUGUUGCAGUAUAGAAAACUAAGAAAAGUUAUAGCUUACCUGUUUUUUAGCUGGUCAGUUUUCUUAAUAUUAAAAGUUGAGGUAUUUUCAUAGCACUGGAGUGAAGGUUAAUCAUCUACUUUUAUUUUUAGUGUAACUAUUAAAGAUACUUCUAUUUGCAAAUGAACGUAGCCUUUAAGGUUUUGCAGCAUUAAAUGAUCAAUGCUAUAAACAAUUGUUAAAACUGUUCUUCAAAGAAAAAGAAUUGAGUUAUUUUGAUAGCUAUUUUGGUGCUAACAAAAACAGACAAGCGAGUUUUGUUUCAUGGUCCUCUUGUUACCUUCCAUUUUUAAAACAGAUAAUUUACAAAUGAAAUUUUUGAAAAAUGUUCAGUUUUUCUAUUGUUUUCAUGGAAUGAAGAAAAUGAUAGGCUAAAAGAAUAAAAGUAGAGUCAAUAUUUUUUUUAAUAUUGUCUCAUGAUAUGUUUUUAUUUACUUCAUUUAAACCAAUGUAUUUUUCUUUAAAUCACAUAAGUUAUUGAAUGCAGAGGACUUGAGUACAUAUUUAUGUAUGUAGGCCUAUGUAGGGUGUUAAGUUGUCUAAUGCAAUUGUUGUUUGGUAUUAUGUUCAUGUGAUUUGUCACAAAUGUAUAACUGGAUUUAUAACUUGGAUCAAAUGCUUAGGUUUAGUUAAGUCAUGCCUUCUAAUGUGGAUUUUCCAUACAAAUGCUUCAUUUUUUUCAUAAAUGUAAUUUAUGUUGUUACAUUGUAGUACAUGUAGGAUUAAAUGAAUGUCCUUUUGUGCUCAAAUUGUUAAAAGCUUAUUUCCCAAAAUAAAAUUAUUAUGCUGA